AUUUUGCAUGACAGAGGAAGCUGCUUCUUGGAUUAUAAAGACGCAUUUCAAUAGACAGGCAUCCACAUGCUGUUUUGUAAGGAUACAUAUAAUCCCUGGAUAUAACCAUGUUUUUGUGGCUAAAGCUCUUGGUGUUUGGCUUGGCUCUUGUGGACGUAGAUGUUUUCAUAAACGGCCAAGCAACAACAACAUCUUUUAUGAAGACAACAGAUGGAAAACCAACUCCUGACCUUUCACUGAUACCUUCACGCACCACUCCAUUCUCACCUGCAAGCACCUUUGAAGCAGAGCCUGGUUCUACAACCAAGGAAACAGUGCCUCCUCCUGCUUCUCGGGCCGUUAAUUCUACUGAACCCUCUCCUAGUGAAGAGAGUGUUGCUUUUACUGCUACUUCUGCUUCCCUCACUAUCUCAGCAACAGAUCUCCCCAACAACUCAUUUCUCACCACUCAGACAGACUCAAGAGCUUCCAACAUUUCCACAAACAGCAGCGCGGCUGCCAUUCCUUCACCGUUUCCCUUUGCCCGCACACAUGCACCAACAGAUGAUGGGAAUACUUUCUUUCUUCCAACCACUGGCAUUGCAACAAGCAUCUCUUCAGCUCCCCCAAACACCACCUCAAUAGGUGACAAACCUGCAUUCAUUUACAAGCCACUGUAACACUGUCUGCAUGCAUAGCUUUGAAUGCAAUUGAAAUUUGUUUGAAUGAGAACAUUUUCGUGGGCAAGUCAAUUGAAUUGAAUGUGAAUCAUGUAGAAGUUGUUUCUGAAUUCUGCAUUCAGCCCUAUAAUCUGAUUGAAGAGCUAAGACUCAUAUAAAAUACUUGAUUUAGAUUUUGGGGGGUGGGGUGGCUUCAAGUCAGUGUUGACUCCUAGUGACUGCCUGGACAUGUUCCUGCAGUUUUCUUGGCAAGUUUUUCAGAAGUGGUUUGCCAUUGUCUCCUUCCUAGGGUGGAGAUAGAACGACUGGUCCAAGGUCACCCAGCUGGCUUCAUGCCUAAGGCAGGACUAGAACUCAUGGACUCCUGGUUUCUAGUCUGAUGCCUUAACCAUUACACCAAACUGGGUCUCUAAUGAUUUAGAUGUAUCCAAUUAGUAUUUCAUUUUAAAGAAUUAUAAUUAUCCCAUUGCACUAUUCUAAUUUUAUAAGAAGG
Messenger RNA from Candoia aspera, 1152 nucleotides. RefSeq names its product receptor-type tyrosine-protein phosphatase C-like. The transcript has 6 exons. NCBI's taxonomy places the organism in Eukaryota, Metazoa, Chordata, Lepidosauria, Squamata, Candoiidae. Bases 108 to 659 code for a protein of 183 amino acids. The record is from RefSeq and is a predicted model, not a curated record.